AGCUGUUCGGCUCAUCCCACAGAGCACACGAAGAAGAUGUCGAAGAACGCGGAGAAGAGUUACGAGGAUUUGGUGGCAGAGCAGGUGAAAGCGCUGCAGGUGCCUGUCGCCACCAUGCAGAGAUGGAAGCUUUGCGCUUGGAACUCACUGGGCACUUUUCCCCUGACCAACCUGUGCCUGUGCCAGAUGUUUUGAACGACGCGAUGGAGAACGAGGAGGAGCCGUCUGAGGAGCUGUCUUUGUCGCCCAUGGAGAGGUGGACAACCUUGACGGAACGCCUCAUGGACGAGCAUGAGUGGAUGACCAGCGUGACAGGAGCCAGCCCCUUUGGCCGAGAAAAGUCUCACGUCCACGAUUUGCACAUGCGACGUGCUUGGGGCACUUCAAUCAUGAGCAAGCGAAGGACGCCGGCCAUGAGGGCCUCUGUGGCGCUCCCCUAUGCCAACUCGGCGCUUCGCAUCAAUGAGGCUCAGACAGACAGCUCCUUCUUGUCCUUCUUCGUGGUAAGACCUCAGAGCAAUAUGCAGCUUGUGUGGUCCAUUGCUGCAUGCAUUCUGAUCAUGUGGGAUAUGAUUACAAUCCCACUGGAGUUCUUCGAUGCGGGCGAGCUGCAGAUGGUGCAGAAUGUCGUGAAUAUCAUUGCUUUUGUCUUUUGGCUUCUGGACAUGCCAUUGAACUGCUUCUUUGGCGUCUUCCGGCAUGGCGUCGUCGAGCUGCGGCCGAAGGUCUUAGCGGGGCUCUGCUUCCGCUCCUGGUUCGGCGUCGAUUUGCUGAUCAUCACCAUCGACAUCGCUCGCUUCAUCGCCGAAGCCUUGCUACAAGGCAGCAUGUCCAGCAGCCUGCAAGGGGGCCGCUACCUGCGUGCGUUACGGAUCUUGAGGCUGCUGCGCCUGACGCGCAUUGGGAAGCUGCAGAAGAAGUUUGCACUUCUGGCCAACCGCUUCUUGUCCACCUACGUGUUCAUGGUCUUGAAGGUCAUUUGGACCUUGACCCUCAUGUUGGCCAUCAAUCAUAUCAUCGCAUGCUGCUGGUACGGCGUAGCCAUGGCCUCGAUUGACGAGCCCACCUGGCUCUCGAACGUGAAUUUAGACGGCAGUGGAACCACCAGCGUCUUUGACUCCUAUGUGGCGUCGCUCCAUUGGUCCUUGACGCAGUUCACACCCUCGACCAACAACAUCGCUCCGGCCAAUGCCCUUGAGCGCUCGUUCGCGGUCUUUGUCAUCCUCCUGGCCAUGGGUUUCUUCUCUUCGUUUGUCGGCUCCAUCACCUCAACGGUGAAUAGUUUGCGCAGCUUACAAGCGGCCAAGGUCAAACAGCAAGACACGCUCCUGCAAUUCUUUGUGGAGCGAAACAUGUCACUCGAUUUGUACAGCAAAGUGCAGGAGGUGAUCAAGAUGGAGAAGCUGGCGGAGGUUCGCUUGCACGAGACAGACGUGGCCUUGGUGAAUAGCCUUCCGGAACGAUUUCGGAUCCAGCUCCAUGAGGAGAUGUAUAUGCAUUCCGUGCUGAAGCUCCAUGUUUGGCCUCAAGAAGUCCGGGAGGAUCCGGAACAGAUGCUCUUCCUUCGGGAGCUGUGCCAUGAAGCGAUGUCCGAGCGGGUGGUGAAGCGAGGUGAAGAUUUGUUCCUGCCCGGCACGGACUGUGAACAUGCCUACAUCCUUGAGCCCGGAUUUGCGAUGACUUACGCCUUCCGAGCAUCGCGGUCCUUGGUGACGCCCCACGAUUCCGUAUGCUUGCCAUGCCUUUGGGCGGAGUGGCACCACUGCGGACGGCUCACCGCAGAGUUUGGCGCAGGAUACUUCACCUUGAUUCGCGCGGAUGGAUUUGCCUCGUCGGCUGUGAAGUUUGGAGGCUUCAUUAGCCGCUAUUUGCAGAUCUUUGGGAUUUUGUAUGUGGGGCACCUGGAGACCAUCAAUGUGGAUGAGGUGGAUGACCUAGGCCUUCAUAAGACCAAGAUGGGCGACUUAGAGGUUCGAGCCCGGAGCUUCUGUGUCAAUGCCAAAGGCAGCAAGGUCAGGGAGCAUUUGUUCAAGUCAGCCACCUCCACGAUGUCCAGUUCUGAUUUGGGCACAUUGCAGCCGAAGAUCUGACCCGAUUUUCACACGGGAGGGCCGCUGGUCGUUUUGGACCACCGCAUGACUUCCUGAGGCUACAGACCACGUGGGGGGAAUGAAGGCAUUGUGGGG
Durusdinium trenchii is the source of this 2186-nucleotide messenger RNA. Lineage: Eukaryota; Dinophyceae; Suessiales; Symbiodiniaceae. The record is from the annotation of a GenBank genome assembly.